Molecule: messenger RNA, 2018 nt
Organism: Vanessa tameamea
Lineage: Eukaryota; Metazoa; Arthropoda; Insecta; Lepidoptera; Nymphalidae
Gene: DnaJ-17
Product: dnaJ homolog subfamily C member 11
Exons: 13
Coding region: 92-1819 (575 amino acids)
Biological process (GO): cristae formation
Source: RefSeq, a predicted model, not a curated record
UUACUAUGCCCAUUUAAUUGUCAGUGCGGCGGUAAAAGAAAUUGAAAAGACCGUCGAAGUUUUUAACUAUAUUUUUGAAAACUUACCAAAAAUGGACGAAGAAGGAGAUAGUAUUCUGUUAGAAGACAAUUAUUAUCAGUUGCUUAAUAUAUCGAAAACGGCAACACCCGAAGAAAUAAAUAGUGCAUACCGUCGAUUUUCCCGCAUAUUUCAUCCAGACAAGCACAGCACGGAUCCAAACAAGCAAAAAUGGGCCGAACAAAUAUUCAACAAAGUCAAAGAUGCCUAUGAGGUCCUAUCAGAUUCACAUAAAAGGGCUAUUUAUGAUACCUUGGGAAAGAGAGGCCUGGAAGUUGAGGGUUGGGAGAUUAUAUUUCGAACCAGAACUCCUCGAGAAAUCAGAGAAGAAUAUGAAAGGUUGAAACGCGAGAGAGAAGAGAGAAGGCUACAGCAAAGUGCGAACCCCAGAGGCACCAUAACACUAUCAAUAAAUGCAACGGACCUGUUUAUGAAGUAUUAUGAUGAAUAUGAUAUACUGGAAGAUGCAGCUAUCAUACCAAGUAUUGAAGUUUCCGGAAUGACUAUACAACAAUCUAUUGAUGCCCCGGUAACGCUUAGGAAUACUGCUACACUAUCUGGGAAUAUUUCAACACAAAAUGGGACAGGCACGGGUUCAUUAACUAUAUCAAAUCGGCACUUAAGUUCAGAACGCGGGUGGACUGAAUUGGAAUGUGGUAUUGGAAAUGGACCGGUGUUCGGUUUCAAGAUAUUCAGAACAAUAUCUAGGCUUAUGUUUGUUAAUUGUUGGACUGGUCUUCAAUUUACGCCGAGAGGGAUAGUACCAAGUUUUGCGUCAACAAUGGCAUUACAGCUUGAUGCCCAUUCAGUGGGAUACUUAACUUACCGGGCGGGUGGUCAAAGUGGUUCAUCAAUGACUUCAACCUAUGUGAGAGACUCGGAGAAGUAUCACCUUAAUACUGCAAUGCAAAUUGGCAACCCUCAUUCCUUCAUAUCGUUCAAUGUCAUGAGGAAGCUUCCUCAGCAUGAUCUCAAGCUGCGCUUGGCUUUAAAAUUCGGUACCUUCGGCGCAAUAGCUGAAUACGGAGCUGAAAAAAAGGUGUCACAAAACAGUAGUGUAUCGGCCGCGGUGAUGCUCGGCAUACCUAGUGGUGUUAUGCUUAAAUUAAAAUGGUCGUGUUCGUCUCAAACCAUAGUGGUACCUAUCCACUUAUGCGAGGAAGUCAUACCUUCGCCUGUAUUUUAUGCAACGGUGGUCCCAAUGAUAUCUUGGCUGGUGUUGAAGAAACUUGUACUGGAUCCUAUAGCUAGGGAGAGGCAACAGAGGGAGCGACAGAGGUCGAUGGAGGCUAAUUUCGAGAGGUUACAAGAAAUGCAGCGACAAGCACGGGCAACGGUCGAGCUGAUGAGAGAAACGUAUACCAGGAUCAGAAGUGACGAGGAAAAGAAAAAGGGCCUGGUCAUAAUUAAGGCCUUAUAUGGAAAGUUACCUACUGGUGCGUCAGACCACGAAAUACCUAUCGAACAAAGCGGUGAUACAGCAUCCCCCGAAUCGCCGAAUGCGUAUUCAGAAGUCAUAGACGUAACUAUACCAGUACAAUGUCUCACCAAAGAUUCGAGAUUAGAACUAUUGGAAGCUAGCAAGUAUGAGCUGCCCGGUUUCUACGAUCCUUGUGCGGGCGACGAGAAACAUCUAACAAUCCAGUACAUGUUUCAUAACAAUCUUCAUUGUUGCACAGUUGAAGACAAUCAGUCCGUUAUUCUGCCACGCAAUAAUCAUCGAAUAAAGAAUCGGUCCUGAAAAAUAAAGUCGAGGCGCUAGUAUUAAGCGUCUUUACUAGCAGCUAUAAUCAACGGUACAAAAUCCAGAAAAUCGUAUCGGUAACCAUUGUCGCGAAACAUUCCAUUACCUAGUGUUGCCAUUAUAAUAAUAAUAAAUAUGCUUGAAGCGCACAAAACAUCAUAAAACAUUUUCCUAUUUGUUUCGUAUAUACCGUAUU